GUCCGGCAGUAGUUGCAAAACAGCACUGACAAGGAGUUGUGUGGAGACCAGCGAAGGGCACAGGGAGAGGCUAGUACAAUAAUAAGACAAUAUUGUUGCCUGCAAUAGUUUUUUCCCCCAAAUGAUGCUGUCAGAGGUGCUUCAGGUCCUGCGCGGGGCAGGGCGGGUGGGCGCGGCCUUCGCCGCCACGCAGGGGGAGCAGCUGAGGCUCAUGGCCUGUAACUCCACCCUUGGGGCAGGGAUCAAGGUGGUACAGGAGGCCGUGGAGAGUGUGGUCGGCAUGGCGAUGGGGAGCACUGGGACUCCUAAGCCAGUGGACUUCCCUGAUAGUGAGGGAUGGGAGGAGAUGGAGCAGGACGAGGCCGCCAAGUGGGCCAUGGGCUCCGAGAUGCCCCCUGAGUUUACCGGGCAGGAGAUGCCGGGGCCCCAGGAGGGCGUGCGGGACCAAGAGGCGCCCAGCGAGCCGCUGUCCCACGGGGCCGCUGGGUGGGAGGUCCCUGGGGGCCCGGGUGGUCCGGGGGGUUUGGGGGGGCCGGGGGGCCAGAGCAGCAGGUUCCUGCACUACUCCUCCGCUCUGCGUGGAGCCCGGUUUCUCCACGACUCCGCGGUGGGCAGGCUGACCGCAGAGGACAUUAAGAAGGCCAGAGACUCCAAACAGGCACCCGACAGAGUGGUUCUUGCCCGACCAAUCAGACAGAAGCUGAGCGACCGUGCGAGAGAAAGGAAGGUUCCUGCCACUCGCAUCAGCCGGCUCGUUAAUUUUGGAGGUUUGGCUGUUGGGCUGGGUCUUGGAGCCAUUGCAGAGGUGGCUAAGCAGUCCUUUGCAGGCAAACGUGGAGAUACGCGUGCCCUUCUGGACUCCCCUCUCCUGUCGGAAGCCAACGCCGAGAGGAUCGUCCAGACCUUGUGCAAGGUGCGGGGUGCUGCGCUCAAAAUCGGCCAGAUGCUGAGCAUACAAGAUAACAGCUUCAUCAGUCCCGAGCUGCAGAAGAUCUUUGAACGGGUCAGACAGAGUGCUGACUUCAUGCCCACCUGGCAGAUGAAUAAAGUUCUAGAGCAGGAGCUGGGUCCAGACUGGAGGGACAAGCUGGCCUUCUUCGAGGAGAAGCCCUUUGCGGCUGCAUCGAUCGGCCAGGUGCACCAUGCCGUGCUUCACAAUGGGAAGGAGGUGGCCAUGAAGAUCCAGUACCCAGGGGUUGCUGAGAGCAUCCGCAGUGACAUCAACAACCUGAUGUCCGUGCUGAAGAUGAGCGUGGCGCUCCCGGAAGGCUUGUUUGCGGACAGUAGUCUAGAGGUCCUUCAGAGAGAGCUUGCCUGGGAGUGCGACUACAAGAGAGAGGCAGAAUGUGCCAAGCGGUUCAGGGCCCUGCUGGAGGGGGACCCCUUCUUCGAGGUGCCCGAGGUGGUGGACGACCUGACGAGCACCCGGGUCCUGACCAUGGAGCUGGUGUCCGGGGUGCCGCUGGACGGCUGCGUGGAGCUGGACCAGGAGACCCGGAACCAGAUCAGCCACAACAUUCUCCAGCUGUGUCUGAGAGAGCUGUUCGAGUUCCGCUUCAUGCAGACGGACCCCAACUGGGCCAACUUCUUCUACAACGCCGAGCGGAACAAGGUGAUUCUCCUGGAUUUUGGAGCCUGCCGAGAUUACCCAGUGGAGUUCACCGACCACUACGUAGAGGUCGUGUACGCUGCCUCUGUAGGAGACCGGGAGACUGUGCUGCAGAAAUCCACAGACCUCAAAUUCCUCACUGGAUUUGAAACCAAAGCGUUCCAGGAGGCCCACGUGGAGGCGGUGAUGAUCCUGGGGGAGGCCUUCGCCUCCCCGGACCCCUUCGACUUCGGGACCCAGAGCACCACCCGGCGGAUCCAGGACCUGGUCCCGGUGAUGCUGCGGCACCGGCUGACCCCCCCGCCCGAGGAGAGCUACUCCCUGCACCGCAAGAUGGCCGGCUCCUUCCUCAUCUGCUCCAAGCUGGGCGCCCGCAUCGCCUGUCGCGACAUGUUCCGGGACAUCUACCACGCCUACAACGACAGGCGCCUGCAGAGAGCGGCCUAGAUGUGGGGGGG
This is a messenger RNA of Anguilla anguilla (European eel), 2067 nucleotides long. It is a transcript of the gene coq8b, whose product is annotated as coenzyme Q8B. Bases 122 to 2056 code for a protein of 644 amino acids. The transcript is spliced from 15 exons. Gene Ontology annotation, cellular component: extrinsic component of mitochondrial inner membrane. Gene Ontology annotation, biological process: ubiquinone biosynthetic process. The record is from RefSeq and is a predicted model, not a curated record. Gene Ontology annotation, molecular function: kinase activity. NCBI's taxonomy places the organism in Eukaryota, Metazoa, Chordata, Actinopteri, Anguilliformes, Anguillidae.